CUCUUCUGGAUGUUGUCGUGUAAAUUGACUCUGUUAGCGUCGAAGUUGUGGAUAGUGAGAGGUGGGUGAAGGUGUUGGCGCGAUGUGUUCUUGUCGUCGCCCGGCGAAGGGUUCGGUCGGAGCGUCAGCUGCUUCGACUUGCGCUGACUGAGCAAGGAUCCGCCCAAAACGAUAACAAUGAAGCUAGUAGGAGUGGAAGACUGAGGUUUGACUAGGAAUUGCAGGGAAUGAGAAGGAAGUUGCUGUCUGAGAUGAGCUUGACUUGUCAAACAGGAGUGUUGGUGAUUCGAAAGUCGUCCGUCGCUCCACCGCCCUCUCCGCAUUCUGUCUGCCAACCUCAUGCCCAAAUCCCACACGUCUUUUGGCGUCGUCUUUCCUUCUCUUCAAUCUCAUGUUCAGGUGAAACAGUAAUACCAUCAAGAUCAUUAUGCAUUGUAAGACCGAGCUCCCUUCUACAAUAUCCAUUUUCAACUUUGCGUGGUCACACCGAGCUAUUCUUCACUCCUCGGCCUUUUUCAAUGACUUCAUCAAUCACUCACUCACUUCCUUUCACUACUCAUCGACCGACACUACAGCCAUUCCCAAGCUCUGACAUCGUCCAAGAUGUGUCUGUCAAAAGGCAAGAUGGGAAGUCAGAUGUGUCAAUUGUCCAGGGAGAGCAGAAGGUCUUGUGUACGUACGAGACGAGCAGACAGAGCAAACAAUGCCUCUCCAUGCAUGUGUUGCUUUGUUUGACCAGCCUUCUGCAUCUGGACCGUGAGACUCAGUCUUGUAGCUGGCCAGAGGAGACAAACACUUGCUUUAGAUAGGUUCAAUUCGCCGUGGUCAAGGAGGUCAUGGAAAGGACAUCAUACCCAUGAAUGCAGAAAGUUGAAAAUUAUGCAUUACUUCAAUGACAGACUUGAGCGAAUGAGAUAAACUCGAAGUGAAGGAGACAAACAAGUGAAUCGCGUUAAAUGCGUCGACCAAUCGACACUCGCGUUUCGUCAGUAUCAAAACAAUUCUCGACUUUCACCAACCCUUCUUCUUACCCAGCGCACCGCAACCAGUCAAAAAUUCCUUUUUCCGACGACAACCAACAAAGCACCACCAACUGCUUUACCUGCCCUGCGCCUACCUUUCAGUGUCUCCAAAAGCAC
Messenger RNA from Aureobasidium pullulans EXF-150, 1139 nucleotides. RefSeq lists its product as uncharacterized. The transcript has a single exon. The record is from RefSeq and is a predicted model, not a curated record. Lineage: Eukaryota; Fungi; Ascomycota; Dothideomycetes; Dothideales; Saccotheciaceae. Bases 228 to 809 code for a protein of 193 amino acids.